GACGUGCAGAGCUUCGAUUGACAGGCGUUGUCAGUUUCUAGCUUUCUGAUUGGCUGCCCUUGUCUCCGCCCUCUAUAUUUAGCCGGUGAAGGUGAAGGUGAAGGCUGCAGUGUGCGCUCCCCUGGUGACUGGACACGGUUGUCGCUAUGGCUUCUGCUUCUAUCUUCGCGUCUGUUCCCCAGGCUCCCCCGGUGGCCGUGUUCAAGCUCACAGCGGAUUUCCGUGCGGACAGCGACCCCCGCAAGGUCAACCUGGGAGUGGGAGCCUACCGGACCGAUGACUCCCAGCCCUGGGUCCUGCCAGUUGUGAAAAAGGUGGAACAGAAGAUUGCCAACGACAACACGUUAAACCAUGAGUACCUGCCGAUCCUCGGACUGCCCGAGUUUAGAGCCAGCGCUUCCAGGAUUGCCCUCGGUGAUGACAGUCCAGCCAUUAAAGAGGAUCGGGUAGGUGGUGUCCAGUCACUUGGUGGUACCGGGGCACUGCGCAUUGGAGCAGAGUUCUUAAGACGCUGGUACAAUGGAACCAAUAACACUACAACCCCCAUCUACAUUUCUGCUCCUUCCUGGGAGAACCACAACGCCGUAUUUAUUGACGCUGGCUUCAAAGACAUCAGAAGUUACCGUUACUGGGAUGCUGCUAAUCGUGGGCUUGACCUUAAGGGAUUCCUAGAAGACUUAGAGAAUGCUCCAGAGCACUCCAUCUUCGUUCUGCAUGCCUGUGCUCACAAUCCCACUGGAACAGACCCCAACCAAGAGGAGUGGAAGCAGAUCUCUGAGGUCAUGAAGAGGCGCUUCCUCUUCCCAUUCUUCGACUCUGCCUAUCAAGGAUUUGCUUCUGGAAAUUUAGACAAGGACGCCUGGUCUGUACGAUACUUUGUGUCUCAGGGAUUUGAGCUUUUCUGUGCUCAGUCUUUCUCCAAGAAUUUUGGCUUAUACAAUGAAAGAGUUGGUAACUUGACUGUUGUGGGCAAAGACAGUGACAAUGUAGAACGUGUCCUGUCUCAGAUGGAAAAGAUUGUACGUACAACCUGGUCAAACCCUCCUUCACAAGGCGCUCGCAUUGUUGCAACCACCCUGACCACACCUGAACUUUUUGGUGAAUGGAGGGACAAUGUUAAGACUAUGGCAGAGCGAGUCCUUCUAAUGAGAGCAGAACUGAAAUCCAGACUGGAGGCUCUUAAGACACCUGGAACAUGGAAGCACAUUGUGGAGCAGAUAGGAAUGUUCAGCUUUACUGGCCUCAAUCCAAAGCAAGUCGAGUACCUCAUCAAAGAGAAGCAUAUUUAUCUGAUGGCGAGUGGACGCAUAAACAUGUGCGGACUGACCACUAAGAACCUGGACUAUGUUGCUCAGUCUAUCUUUGAAGCCGUCACAAAGAUCCAGUAAACAGAAGCCCCAAAGCUGCAGUGAUUGGUGUCCUUAGAAUUAUCCUGUGUAACAUCAGGGCCUUUAAAUGUGUUAUUUAAAUUUUUUUUUUGCUUUUUCAAGGCUUUAAAUUGAACAAAAUGAAAACGGGGAGAAACUUGUUACGUAUAUGCAACGUGAUGGUCUGUCUGACUACAACGGGCAAGGAUCUCUACAUCAGGGAGACAUAAGAAAAUCCUAUACUUGAGUCGCGUAUUGUUCAAACCAAAUAGAAAGCACUUAGGCAGAUAUUCUUUGUCAUCUUUCCCUAAGUAUCUAUUCACAUUAACAGUAUCCUGCAUAUUUGAUGUUGCAGAGUUUUGUGUAAACUAAAUGACUAAACAGUUUCAAAUUUGCGCAUCACUAUGCACAGGAUGCUGUAUGUGUGAAUAGACACGAAGGCAGCAUUUUCCACCCUGGAUGCCUACAGCUGUUGCAAAACUUCAACUCCCAGCAUGCCCGGCUAGCCAAAAAUCCCUAUUCUCGGUCAUUGGCAGCUAGUGCAUGUGGCGUGUUCUACAGAUAAAAGUGCUAUGUAGCCCAAGCCUAUGGUCUGGCGGGUGACUGCAUUCUGUGGUUUUGCACUAUAGAGUUGUGUACCUUGCACAGCAUGCAGGGAGAGGUAAGAGUACUAGAAUCUGUAUACACGGUCAAUCAUAGCAGCCACUAUAUGGUGUCUAUUAAAUCAGUUAAAUUUUUUGUAUUUAAAAUAGUCAGUACUCUAAGGCAGUGUUUCCCAACCCUUCUGCCUCCUGCUCUGAUGCAAAGCUACAACUCCCAGCAUGCCCGGACAGCCGAAGGCUGUCCGGGCAUGCUGGGAGUUGUAGCUUUGCAACAGUUGGAGGCACAGUUGUUGGAAAACAAUGCUCUAAGGCAGGGUUGCUCAAGCAUGGUCCUUAAGACCCCUAAAAGGUGAUGGUUUCUGGAUUUCCUUAGUCUUUCACAGGUGAUAUAUUUAUGGUCAGUGCAUCAGGCAUAAUUAGUUAUAUCACCUAUGAAAGACUAAGGAAAUCCAGAAAACAUCACCUGUUUGGGUGGGUGGGGGAAUCUUGAGGACCGCGCUUGAGAUACAAUGCCCUGAAGGUGUUUUCUAGCUUUAUACAGACUCCUCAAUAAAAGUGGGAUGCCAGAGCAGUAAGAGACAAGCUCCGUUAUGGAGAUUGCAGGGGCCCCAGCGGUCGGACUCUACAGGAUCCGGCACUACCCUGUGGAUAGAGGCUACAUUUUUCAUAACUGGAGUAUUGCCUGUUAAGGAGUUGUGCAGGAUCAAAAAAACAUGGCUGCUUUACUUCCAAAAAAAGCACCACAGCCAUUUAGUUUCAUGGAACUCGGCUGCAAUACCACACACAGCCUGAGGAUAGGUGUGGUGCUGUUUUCUUUAAAAUAAAAAAAUUCUACUUUCGGUUCUUUAAUCCUGGAUAACACUGUUAAUUCUAUUGUAUUCUAAGUGGCGCACAGCAAAUUGGGUCUUGCCUGGCAACCAGCUGGGAUGAUUAAUAUUAUUUUACAUGUGUCGGCUAUCACAUCAUUAUUUAUAGUUUCUCUUACAAGCUGUAGGGACACAGUAAAGCCAUGUUUAAAAAAAAAAACGGUCUAAAGAACAACUCUCACAUCUGCCCUCCUGCAAUUGUAAUGUUGUAGUUAGCAAACAUGUAUGGUGACCUCCAACCAACUUGCCUUCAUUGUUAUCCUUAUCCAUUCUGCAGAUGAGUAUGUGUUAUUGUGCAUUGCUUGACCACAACCUUACAUGGCCUGUAAUAUUGUGCAACCUGAAGAAGAAAACCUGAAAAUUCCUGAGAAACUACAUAGUAGCCAUGUCUGAACUGAUGCAAUAAAUCCCAUUGUAUGGUG
Molecule: messenger RNA, 3257 nt
Organism: Hyla sarda
Lineage: Eukaryota; Metazoa; Chordata; Amphibia; Anura; Hylidae
Gene: GOT1
Product: glutamic-oxaloacetic transaminase 1
Exons: 9
Coding region: 147-1388 (413 amino acids)
Biological process (GO): L-aspartate biosynthetic process
Cellular component (GO): cytosol
Molecular function (GO): L-aspartate:2-oxoglutarate transaminase activity; pyridoxal phosphate binding
Source: RefSeq, a predicted model, not a curated record